AUGGCCAAUCCCGACGCUGCCGCACGAGAGGCACUGACCAUCGUAGGUGUCCUCGGAGCGAUCAUUGCAUUUUCUUUAUUUACCUGGGCAUAUAAGCGGAAUAAGAAAUCGGCCAAGGAAAAAGACAAGGAUAGAGACGAUGGGAAGAAAGAUCGAAAGAGGUCUAGAGAUGAUGAUGUAAAGAAAGAUCAAGAUAGGGAGAGAAGAGAUAGGGAGAAAGACAGAGACGACAAAAAGAGAAAGAGGGAUGAAGAAAAACGUAGGAAACAAGAUGAGCGAGAAUCGAAUAAACCGCCUGAGACCCCUGCUUCAACCAAAUUCGACCCUUCCAAACAAUCCGAUUCGGAUUCCGAUGAUGAUGGCAAUGGACCAGGAGGAGGAGGGUCCGGAUCUGGUGGACCGGGAGGUGGUACAGCCGUCACUCCCAAUUAUCUAAAUAGCAGUUUCAAAGUGACACCCGACUUCACACUCAACGUAAGAUCUAGCUCGGAUGAUCAACCUUAUACUGUGAGGUAUCAUGGUGAUUCCACACCUACACCCAACACAGGCGGCGGAAGGGGUGGUGGGGGUGGAUGGUAUCCUGGAGAUGGAGGAGGUGGUACACCAUUAGGAGGAAUGAUGGCAUUUCCUCAAACAGCUUCUAUACCAAUUGAACAAUCUACCGCAGGACCCAAACCACCUUUUUCACCAUUUGUUUUGGGAACUUCUAGAACUCCUUAUGGAUUUAUGAACCAAUUGGAGAAUCAACCUAUUCUUCGUCAACCUAAAACUCCAAUUGCAAUCCCAAAUUAUAAACCAUAUGUCGAUAUCCCCCUACCCUCUUUGGUAUCUUCUUCUUCACCACUUUCAUCUUCUCUUGAGUCAGAGGUGAUUUCACCACUUACACCUGUAGAGAUCAGGACGGCAUUCAUGCCUUCUGAAAUGGAGAUUGAUCCCUUUACUUACUCUUCGGCUAAACCUGCAAAAUCACAUUUCUCAGCUAAAGAUCUACAUCAUGAUAUAGAUGAUUUACAAGAUAUCCUCCAAGGUCGAGAAAGAGAAAGAGAAGGGGUGGAUCUGAGACCUAGGAGAUUGAGUGAGCUACUUGGUGUUCCUGGGUUAGGAGAGAGUCUCGGUCCGGGUGGGGAUGAUAGGUAUAAUCCUACGAUGUUUGGGGAUCUGGCGAGGAAUAGUAGUGGUGAGGGAAUGGUAAGUCCUGACAGAGCUGGUAAGAAUAUGAGGGGGAUGAGUCCUAUCGAUUUAAAUCCCAUAUACAUUGCUGAGGAUGGCGAGAAGGUCAAAACUUUAUCCCCACUUAAAGCUGAUUCACCUGAGAAGAUCAAAGAAAAAGCUAAACGACGAGAGAAAGAGAGGAAUGGUAAAACAUGGGACGAAGUGAAAGGACGAUAUGUUUCACCUCGAACUGUCGACUUGCCUACUCCUUUAGCUGAGGAGGCCAAAAAGGCUAAACGGAGACAACAAGAGAUCGACAAUGCUCUUGAUGAUCAUGAGAGGGCCAAAACUAAAACCAAGAAAGAGAAAGAGAAGAUACCUAUCUCACCUGAAAGAGUUAGGAAUAGAGAAAGAGAUAGAGUAAAGAAGAUGAAAAAGCAAAGAGUUAAAGUGAUCGAUAGGAAUACUGGUAAAAUCAGGAAUGAAGAGAUUUUAGUGACUGAUUUAUCAUCUUCUGAAACUGAAAAAGUAUCUUCACCUAGAAAGAGACGAGCUAAGGUGUCUAUAAGGGGUAGUGCGAGUGAAGGUGAAGAGCUGUACGAGAAGGAGAAAGCCAGAAAGAAGAAGAGAGAAAAGUUAAGGAGGAAGUUGAAAGGUGAAGAGAUUGAAGAUGAGUAUAUAACUGUUGAUGAGGAUGGUAGGCGAAUAAAGAAAAAGAAGAAGAAGAGAGCCUUGGUCAGUUCGGAUGAAGAAGAUGAGAGAGUAAGAUCAAAGAAGAAAGAAAGGAAAGAAGGAUAUUAUUCUGAUGAAGAGGAUGUACGUGUCAGUAGACGUAAAGCCAAGGCGAAAAGGGACAAAGUCAGAAAUGGGCGUGGUGGUGUCGAGUUGGAUGAUGAAGAUGAGGAUGAGAUGCUCUAUGAGAGAUAUACUGAUAAGACUGGUAGACCAAGAUUGAGGAAGAUCCCACAUGAUGAUCCGUAUCAGGAAUUCUAUCGAAAGAGAUCCAAAGCUAAAGCUGGCAAUGCAGCUGGAGGAGGGAUCGAUGAUUAUGAUGAAGAUUAUGAAUUGGAUAGGAUCCAACAAGGUGGACAAGGUAGACCCAGACGACAAGUGCGACAACCUAUUUACCAAGAUGGGGAUAUCAUUCCUCUGCAGAAUGUUGGAAGAGAUUACCAACAAUCCCAAUCGCAAGUACAACCAGCUAUUCCUGCCGAUCCGAUUAUGGCUCAGAGAAUCAGAGUUGACCAAUCGGGUUUGGAAGAUGAGAUUGCUAGAGAGAAUCCAUCAUUAGGCAGAGCACAAAGGGAAGAAUUGGCUAGAUUGAGAUUACAGAAGAUGGAUGCCGAACAUGAGAAAGAUAAUUCUUUUACUAGAGGUAGAAAGCUUGGUCAAGAUGGAUCGAGAGUGGAUGAAGAAGAGGACGAAGAUGCAUUGGGUAAGACCAAUAGAGAUGGGCGAUUUAACGAUGUUGGCAACCCUCAUGAAGAAGUGACUAGACCUGGGCUACAGACCAAAGCACAACAUCUUCAAGAUGAGCUCGAAGAGAGAAAAGUUGAGGGACCGGGUCGAAGGAGAGUUGUCACAUCCUCAGAAAAUGCUGGAGAAGGGAUAGUCACUGAAGAGCGGCUUAAGCAGAACGAGGAGAUCGUUCUUGGUCAUAGUGAAAGAGUUGGGAAAGCUGAAGGUGUUGAGACUGUGAAAGCUGAAAGUCCUCGACUACAAGUACCCGUUAAGCCACAAGGUCCAAACGAGCGGAAUCGUAAACAAUUCGAGAGACGAGAAAGAAGACGAGUUGGCCUGAAUGAUGAAUCGGCGGAUGAACGGGAAAUAGAGGUCGAUGAGACUAGCGGAACGGCUCAUGAAAAUGAUAGAUCUCGUCAGGAGGUGUUUGAGCUACCCGCAGAGCCUAUUAGGGCGAGGAAUCCCCUAACGACAGAGAAUGUAUUUGAUGCUCGCGAGGAGUCGAGACCUGGUGGAUCAGACCAUCACUCUCGAAUAGACGAGACUGUCCUAGAAAAUGAUCGCCUACUUCAUGGGUCGGAACAUGCAAGGAGAAGAAGCAUCAGGGAAAAUGACAAUGACUCUCGAUCUGAACACGAUGGAAAAUCCCAAGUCAAUGUUGAAAGGGAAAGAUCCCCCACUAUAAGACACGGUAUACGAGUAAGACAACAAGAUGAACUGGCGAGCUCUCCACCUGCUCAUGCUAGAAGGACCGAGAUCGAGGUCGAGGAGGUCGAGGAGGAUAUGCAACAUAGAGAGAAGCGGCGACCUAAGCCAUUGGCCUUGGAAGCUCCUAAAGCUACCAGGAAUGCUGCUAGGGCAGACCACUCAGAAGAGGUACAGACUCAAUACAGAAGGAAAGAAAGUCCGGAUGGAUCCCAGCCUUCUCCAGUCAGAGGAUCGAGUACCCAAGAUGGUGAGAAAGCCAAACGAAGAGCGGAGGUUUUGGCUCGUGCCAAGCUAGAGCACAGAUAUGAAACUUGGGAACAGAUCAUCUCCAGGGAGGUUAACUCUCACAAAUCUGUAGAUCCGGCAGAUAGAGUACAUGUACGUGAGAAGUCAAUGAGGAGAUGGAUGAAGGGAAAAGAUCGAAUGAUAUCUGAUAAUCCCAGACGAUCCGAAGAGGAUCCGUUAAUUGAUGUGGUGCAAGGUGUAGUAAAGAAGUAUGAAAGUAAGAUGCAAAGAGAUUCUCAAUCUGAGUCUGUCCCUCAAGAUCAUCAAGUUCGGGGGAAGACUUCUCGGAACCAGUUAAUGGAAGCUGGAGAACCUCUACAUCGUCGACAACAAGCAAGGAAAGAAAAUUCACCUGUCAAGCAGCAGGUUUCCUCUCAACAUGAUGCUAGAGAAGAAAAGCGAAGAAGACGAGAGAGAAGUAUGGAUGACGUUGACACUACACGAGAGAUCCUCGAUUUGACAGAUCUUACUGAUGAGCAAGUACACGAAUACGAAAGAACGGGCAAAUUACCUUCUCGCCACAUGCCUCGAGAAAUCCAUGACGACACAGAAAGAGCAGAAACCAAAACUGUAAAACCCGCUCUACGCUACAAAGCUCAUCGGGACGAUGAUAACGAAGAUGAAGAUCAGCCGAGGAUGCAGUUAGCUUCUACAGGACCUGGACCGAUCCCUGAUGAAGAUGCUGAUAUAGGUGCUCCAGAUGGGGUGCGCACAGCUCAAAAGAUGAGCAAGAAAAAAGCUCCUUUAGUCCUUUUUGACAAAUCUGAAUAUCUCACUGAAAGAAUGGAAGACAACCUUCGGCCAACCAAUGAUUACAAACAGGAUUUCAGCCUAUACGAAGAUGACCCCUAUGAAGAUGCGCCUGUCAAAGCGGAAACGAGACCCAUCGUACAGCCUGAAAAAGAAAGGAUUGGACCAAUCAUCAAGGAUAUUGUUGUGGACGAAAAACGACGGAACGAAAGACGAGAUUCUGGAUAUGUUUCUGAUGAAGGUAAAGAGGCUGAACUUGAACUUUCUGAAAGACCUAUUCCCAAUAAGUUAUCGAUCGGUAAUAAAGAUACGAAUGACAAAGAUUUAUUCGAACAUACAGAAGAUGUCAAACCUGUAAAAUACAGAUUUGAAGAGAGGCUUGGAAAAGAUGAAAAAGCCCAUGUACCUGGUGAAACCGGGUAUGAAACGAACAGAUGGCCUUUGGAAGGUAGAGAUCCAAUUGAAGAGUUCCAUGAGACAUUGAUGAAAGAAAAUCAACAUCCUUUACAAGUCCAUCAUGCUUUUAUUCCUGAUCACGAACCAAGAGGUGAUGGUAGGACCGAAGAAGUCUUCUCUGACGAUGAACCGAAUGUGACUAAACCGCUGAAUAUCCCACCAAAGCGGAAGGGAACUAAACCUACUAAAUCUGUGUUGAGAACUGAUGAUAUGCGGGAGGACCAAAAAGAGUUUCAAGAUGAGAUGAAAAUGGAGAAUACGAGAUCUGAUAUGAGAAUGAUGGGUCAUCGUGGACGAAUGGAUGUUAAAGAAGCGAAGAAGAGAGAAAAGGCUGAAAGGCGGAAACGUGUCCCAGACGAUUUCUACCAGUCUGAUGCAGACGAUGAUGAAGAGUCACCUGUUAGAGGUGAUCGCAAAGCCAAAUCUGAUCAAGGCAGAAGUCCACCUGCCAUAAGCCCUCUUUCGCCCAAUUCUCGAUGGAUCGUAGGGGAAAGAGCCAAGAUAAGGGAAGAAAGAGCGAAGCAGAAUAGACAGGUAAUUGAUGAUUAUGAUGUAUCUGAAGAAGAGGAAAAUUUCACCUUGAAGUCAAAGAGGAGAGAUGAGUUUCGUAGAGCAGGAAGAAGUGAGAAAGAAGAAGCAAGAGGUGAGAGGGAGACCAAUGAAGGAAGGAGGACGGAGUACGGUCAGGCUUCAAGAGGGGGGAGAGGCGCUUCGAACGUUACCGAAGACGAUGACACCGAGGAAAUACCUGAAGGGGACAGAUCAAGGCGAGAGGCUAGGAGAAACCGAAAAGAUAGAAAGGAUCCAGACCAAGUUGAAUCCUCUUCCAACGAUCGAAAGGCGCGACAGACACGACUGUCAGAUCAGGAAGAUGUAAAUGAGACGCUCGUGAACGAUGAUAGGGAGAGAAGCCGCAGAAGGAGGCAAGCAGAUGAUACAAGACCAGAUCGAAGCUACAAUGAUCAAGCUUCCACGAAACGGAAACCUCGGAAGAUUGACAACGAAAAUGCCAAACCUGACUCUGACAUGCAGAACACUAAGCCGGAUCAAUUAGACUUGAAAGAUAACGGGUCUAUCCAAGAUGACGAUACUGACUGGGAUGAAGAGGACCAAAGCAACGUCAGGACCCAAAGACCAGAGGUGGAAGGUUCAGACCAAGGACCAGAAGAACCCAAUAGGAAUUUCCGCCACAAUGGUAGAAAGACCGGUGCACAAGCAGAUUCUGAUGAUUUAGACGAGGAAGACGGUACCAGAAAUCAAGAUACCAAGACCUGUCAAACUAAUGAAGAGACUCGGGAAGCCAAUAGGGAGCAGGAGCAAGAUAAAGCAAGAGCUGAAGAAAGUCGUCGAAAGGAAGAUGAUCAAAUGGCUAAGAGACAACAAGAAUCAAUUGAGAAGCGACAGAAUAGAUCGAAAUCGUCUACUCACAGAGAUGACGUUGACAACGAUGAUGCUCAUAUGAGAGAUUACAAUACUUCCCGCAUAUCUUGGAGUCCCAAAACCCAUUUCCGAUCUGGGUGGGUUAUCCUCAGAAAUGCACCUAUCUGGUCCUCGUUUUCCGCCAUUGGAUUCAUUCUAUACGUCGAAAUUACCAGACAACUAUUUUCCCUAUUGGCAAUUUCAUCCGGAUCACUUACAGCUGCCACUUCCGCUCCAUCCAGUGGAUUGACUAAACGAGCCGGUUCAGUCGACUAUCUAGGAUUGGAUCUUCAAUUGACACAAACCUGGUUUUCCAACCUCUUCUCCACCAACGGAGUGGAAUCUACCUCGUUCUUCGUUUUCAUCAGUUUAUGGAAUAUCCUUUGUAUACCCCUCCUGGCUUAUCUGAUUUACUCAACACUUGAAAAAGCUUCUAACCCCCAUGAUAAGGAAAGUACAAAAUCAUGGUUAUGGCGAAAACUCAAGGAUACCAUCGGAUCUUCCGUACAAGUCAUCCUUAUGGAAAGACGAUUACGCGGAUUUAGGUCGUUCAUCAAGCGAUCCAGUCUAUGGACAAUGAUUAGAUCAACUAUAUUCAUCUGUCAAUUGAUUGGUACGAUUCUAGUUUUCAGACAAACUAUGAGUCUCGCCUACCUGUCUGCCACUGGAUCAACAUCAACUACAUUCUCAAAAUCAGCAGAUGUAGUUUCCACUAUCACCUCAUUAAGUGAAGUUGCAAGCGGACUGACUAACGGUCAAGUAUUCGGUAUAACCAAUUUCAUCUUUUUGUUACUACUCCUCAACAUAUCUAUCUCAUGGUAUACCUUGCUUCAUUCGAAGAAGACAGCAGCUCAAGGUUCGAGAUCGAUCCUCAAGUGGAUAUCGAUCUGUAUGAUUACCACGACAUUUAUCGUUUGUUUAUUGUAUUUCCAGGAAAUCGCAAAUUACCUAAUUCAAUCCCAAAAUUCCACCAAUAUGGAGGGCUCGAGUGGGAUGAUCGUACUGAUUUCAGCAAACUUCAUGUUUAUGGGUUUGUUGCCUGCUAUGGGAUAUGUGGUUUAUGAAUUGGGUAAAAUGUGGGAUAGGAAGUUCCCUAAUGGAUUUUUCAAUGGGAGGAGAGGUAGAGGUGGGUCGGGUGGAGGGAAUAAUUCGUUUUGUUGGAUAGGUUGA
This is a messenger RNA of Kwoniella botswanensis, 7401 nucleotides long. RefSeq lists its product as uncharacterized. NCBI's taxonomy places the organism in Eukaryota, Fungi, Basidiomycota, Tremellomycetes, Tremellales, Cryptococcaceae. The record is from RefSeq and is a predicted model, not a curated record. Bases 1 to 7401 code for a protein of 2466 amino acids. The transcript is spliced from 5 exons.